GUCUAGUGGACGAGUUCUUCGCUAAUUGAUAUUAGUAAUUAAUAAGUUAUAGCAAAACCAUUCAAUAGUCUGAAAUGAGUUUUCUAUGCCUCUAGUAGGGGUUACAGUGAUAAAAAUUAUUAAAAUCUGCGAUUAGAACGCUUAAGGAAUAAGUAUGAAAGUUGUACAACUGAGUGUAUUUUUUACAAUAGUAUUACUCCAGUUGGGAUAUGGUCAAGACGUGCCGCCUCUACCGGAAGGCAGUGGUUUCAACGAUCAGCAAAACUCAACACCAUCGCUAACAGAUGACUACGUCAAUUGUCCUCCCGGUGAUGCCGACAAUCCAGAAUUAUCGAUGAUGGGAGAUGCGGAAACGGACGAUCCAAAUUACAACUAUGAUUACGACGACAUCUUCAUAGUUCCUAAGGUGGCCGAUGUCGAGAGGGAAGACGCGCGUUCGGUUGAAAAUGCGACGGUUGAAGAAUCGCUGGAAAGUUUGUCCGAUCGAUUGCAGGAAACUGUAUUUGUAUCAGAGCCGACCGCAAUCGAUGACAGUGAUGGUAGCGGAGAAGUCGAUGAAGAUUUUGGAACCUACGCACUGAUAAAAUCUCCUAGGAUCUACAGUCUACCAGACUCGGAACCUUUGGUGGCUAGAGUCGCUGCCUUUACCGAUGAGCAUCCCGAAGAAAUCGUAUUGACAUCCCCAAAUUAUCCUCAACCGUAUCCGAAUAUGGUUAACAGCUUUGAAAACUUCACGGUCACUGGAGGAAUCGGUGUUCAGGUGACGAUCCACAAAAUAGAUCUUGACCAUGUAUCCGAUUUCCUGUACAUCCGAGGCGGAUCGAUCAAUGACAACGACGAAAAGGGUCCAGUUUUGACAGGAAACAUAACUGAACCAAUCCGGUUUCUCAUCCCUCACACCACUACCUUCUCCGUUCAUUUCGUAUCCCAGCACAACGAAACGGAUUCGCAGACCCACGCAGGCUUUCUGCUAACAUAUGCUCCAUUCGGAACCGUUGUCUCACCGACUACUCCAUCGACUACGGAAAUGAUUGUUCCACGGGAGGAACUGCAGUGGCUUCGCAAGGAGAUCUCUAUCAGUCGAACGAUGCUAGUUUCCGUAGAAACGUGGCCCAUCAUUAAGACGGCGCUGGUGAACGCAUCCAAUGCUUUUAUCGAGGAGCACCAGCUCAAGUACAAAGCAAGUCGUCUUGAGGACAUUCGGAUCUUAGCGCAAAAGUGUCCGGACACGUGGCCAAGCUAUGAAGAGUGCGUUAGUUUGGAGUUUGCUGUGCCGCUUCGUCCACUUGCCCCGCCGAUCGAGGAAGAACCGGAAGGUUUCGGCGUGGAUGCCAAGGGUAAGCUAGCUGGGAAGGGAUAUAUUGCACUGACUACCACCGAGGUGCCGGAAGUGGAGUAUGAACUGUCUCUAGCGAAUCUGGAACGAAUGUGGGCCGAAUUCGGAGCAAUGGCACUGGCCGAACAGGGUAUUGAGGUGUACCAAAUGCCGGAGAGUGAGUCCGUGUUGCUGAUUUGGAUAGCUAUUAGCUUGUGUAUAUUGGCGGCGUUUAUCUUCGUACUGUACAGUAUUUGGAAGAUCGAUUUCUUCAAGGAUUAUAGAAGGAUUUCCCGUUUGAGCCGAGAAGCACCGGACGAUGAUCGAAAUGAGCUGAAGAAAAAAGAAUUCGAUAUUUCGAUGUUCCCAUCGCCUCACCAGAUUGUACCCAGCCUGUUCCCAACUGGAGAUCCAUACAACGACCGAGGUCCGGAAGCACAAUAUGCCUACGAUAAUUCUACCAUGAAUCCUUGGCCUGAAGAGGCAGAUGAUCUCCAAUUCAAUACAUUACAUCAGAGUUUUGCUCCCCGAAGUCCACAUCAGCAACAGGGGUUCGAACCGCUUUCUCCCGCAACGCCGGAAUACUCGCACGAUAUUGUCGAUUUCAAUGAAGGACCCGGCUCACAAUCGCCGGUAAGGAACCGUACAAAUCCCUUUUUACCACUCAGUACCAGCAGCAGUGAUGGUUUCAAUCAGCCCAGAUCAUGAACGUGAAGAGCAAUUGUGGGAAAUAAUUGGCAAAACUUACAUUAGUAUUCAACUAACAGAGAUAAAACAAUAAAAACUCAUCACGUAAAAACGAAAA
Messenger RNA from Topomyia yanbarensis, 2120 nucleotides. RefSeq lists its product as uncharacterized. The record is from RefSeq and is a predicted model, not a curated record. The transcript has 7 exons. NCBI's taxonomy places the organism in Eukaryota, Metazoa, Arthropoda, Insecta, Diptera, Culicidae. Bases 155 to 2023 code for a protein of 622 amino acids.